Zonotrichia albicollis (white-throated sparrow) is the source of this 3722-nucleotide messenger RNA. The record is from RefSeq and is a predicted model, not a curated record. NCBI's taxonomy places the organism in Eukaryota, Metazoa, Chordata, Aves, Passeriformes, Passerellidae.
GAGAGUGACAUGCCCAUCCAGGAGCUGCUGAGCCGCUAUGGCUACGAUGGCACCGUGCCCCUGCAGGAGGAGGAGGAGGAGGAGGAGGAAGAAGAGGAGGAGGAGGAGGGAGAAGAUGAUGAUGAUGUCGAUAACGAUGACAACAGCGGCUGCAGUGGGGAAAACAAGGAGGAGACCAUCAAGGACUCGUCGGGGCAGGAGGAUGAGACCCAGUCCUCCAACGAUGAGCCAGCCCCCUCUGUGGCCUCCCAGGACCCCCAGGAGAUCAUUCGCCCUCGGCGCUGUAAAUAUUUUGAUACCAAUAGUGAAAUAGAGGAGGAAUCUGAAGAAGAUGAAGAUUAUAUUCCCUCAGAAGACUGGAAAAAGGAAAUCAUGGUGGGCUCUAUGUUCCAGGCUGAAAUUCCAGCUGGCACCUGCAAAUACAAAGAGAAUGAAAAAGUGUAUGAAAAUGAUGACCAGCUGCUCUGGAACCCUGACUUUUUACCAGAGGACAAAGUCAUAGAAUUCCUCAACGAGGCCUCGAGGCGCACGGGAGAGGAGAAGGGCCUGGAUGCAAUUCCUGAGGGCUCCCACAUUAAAGACAAUGAGCAGAAGAAUUGUCUGUUUGGACAGAAGAGGAGUGCAGGAACUUUGAGCAAGGGCUGAAAGUCUAUGGCAAGGAUUUCCACGUCAUUCAGGCAAAUAAGGUGCGGACCCGCUCGGUGGGGGAGUGUGUGGCUUUCUAUUACAUGUGGAAAAAGUCGGAACGUUACGAUUUCUUCGCUCAGCAGACCCGCUUUGGGAAGAAAAAAUACAACCUGCACCCUGGGGUCACGGAUUACAUGGAUCUCUGCCAACGGGCCAGGGGAGGUGCCAGGCAAGGAGGAGGCCCGGCCCGAGGGGCUGCACCCCAAUGGACCCUGCAGUGGGAAGAAAACUCACCCAGAGCUGGACACCAACGGCUACGAGCCCGAAAACCUCCCCAGCGAGCCCAGAGGGACCCCCAGGAACGAGCCUGAGCUGGAGGAGAAGGGCGAGAGGCCUCUGAAAAGGAGGAGAAUGAACAGCAAUGGGAAGGAGAGCCCGGGUGCUUCAGAGCUCUUCCAGGAAACCAAUUCCCACGGGAAGCUGGAGGAGCUGGAAACGCUGGAAGACUGAGUGCUGGGAGCUGAUUUUAUUCCUUGGAGUAAAUUCUGGGUGUCUAAAAUUUUCAGGGUUGAUGGGUUACCUUCCAAAGUCCAGUUCCAUAAACAAUCUGAGAUUUUGUUGUUGUUUCCUGAGACCUUCUAGUCGGCUCUAAAGAUCCGAUGAUUUGGUUUUCUUCGGUGCUGAAAAGCAGCAGGAGAAUAUUGAAUUUCUCAGAGCUGGCAGCCGCAGUUCUGGGAUAAAAAGGCUCUUAAAUAUUUAAGGAACAAAGCAGUGAGUUGCUGCAAAAAUAUUCCCAGCCUAAUACAUUAAAGAAUGUGUUAAUACAGCAUUUAAUGUAUAAAACAGCAUUUAAUCAGUGUACAAGUGAACAAAGCAUUUGGGGCUUUGCAGGAAGUUAAAAUAAAACAGGAAAAGCCAAGACAGAGCAGGCACAGAGACUUCCACUCCUGCUGGAGAGAGGAAAAUGUCAUCCCAUCAUUAAGGAAACCUCAUGAAUCCUGAAAGUUAUGAGCACAACUAUUUUUAUAUAUAGAAGUUUUAAAAGGUAAAUAAAUAAACCAGGUCAGGUUUGUCUAUGUAAAAUUGUUGACAUCAAUGAUGUCUUUCCAUAUUCUUUAUCUGGGCUAAAGAAAUACAUUCUGUAUUUUUCCAGAUUUCUUUGUAGCCUUUGAAAGAUUUUUACAGUACUUAUGUCUUGAUUGAACUGUCCUUUCUUAAAACAAAAGCUUGUAUAAUUUUCUUACCUUGUACAGUUGGUAAACUUUUAUGAGAGAGUUGAUACCCUGAGUCUAAUGUCAGCUUCCUUUUAUUUUGCUGAAGUCUUUUCUAAAAAAAAAAACUAACAAAAAAAAAAACCCAAACCAAACCAAACCAAACCAAUGGAGUUAAAAAUUAAUCACCAACGUGUUAAUUUUCUUCCCAGAAACUGGUAAAUAAUUAACAUAAGAAUGGUUAGGAGGCAUUUGAUUUUGGAAGCGUGUUUUAUUUUCUUGUUUUCUGGCAAAUAACGAUGUCUCAGUUUUGGUUAAGCAUGCUGCUUGCAUUGCACACAUUUCCUUGCUUUCUUUCUCCCUUUGUUUGGAACUCAGAAAUCUCGCAGCAGCCAAAUUCUGGAGUUGUUGAACCUUGGGCAGGUGCAGCUGCUGCACCGUGCCCUGGUUUGUGCCCUGGUUUGUGCCCUGGGAUCCAGGGAGCACAGAGGGGCUGAGGGGUUGGAAAUGCAGCUGGGGCUGGCUGGAAUUGCUGACAGCACACCAGGCUGCACUGGGAGCCCUUGUCCAGCCUAGGAAAUGCUGGAAUUCUGUGCUGGAACGCUCACCUGGAGAGGGGAGAGCAGCAAUUCACACUGAGCUUGGUGUGAGAACCAAAAAUUCCUCAUCAAUCAAUGGCAGUGGGGUGAUGGCACCCACCAGCAGCACCACUGAAGGUGUGGGUGUAGGAUUUACAUCCAGCAAUCAGGAACGUUUGAAAUCCCAAUUCCCUUUGGUUUUGUUUGGUUGUUUUCUUCAGCCCAGCUCCACUUCUGCUCUGUUCAAAUCCGGGCUAAUUGUUCAAUUAAUUGUACCAUUGCUGACCCCGUGUCCUCCUCCUCCUCCUCCUCACAGGUGUGCUGUUCAUCCUUCCCUGGUUAUUUUCUCUGCAGGGUUAUGCUCUUUAUGGUUGAACUGCAUGGUUUGAAAUGGGUGUUUCGAGCCCAACGCCAGUGCUGAGGGCUGGGGCUGAUUCGGUUUCUUCUCCACUGACCUUCCCUUGGACUUUGUGACCAGGAGCGAGCCAAGGCCCGGGAUGAGGAUGCAGAACCCUGGGGAAUGAUCAGCUCUGCCUGCCAGCCCUGCUCCUGGAGGGCCUCUGGGUGAGGCUCAUUAAUGGAGGCCUGUGUUAAUUAAGGAACGCAGUGAUUAAUGCCUGAGGCAGAGGGUGCUGUUAACUCUCCCCUCUGGUCGUGAGCAGCACCUCAAGGACGGUUCCACACAAGCAGAAUCCUAUUUGCAGUUUGAUUUUGAUGCUCUUUGUUCUCGGUUGCAAGUUGGAAACACUUCCCAAAACUCCAUAGGAAAGUUUCCAAGUGAAUUGUCUCAGGCUCGUGUGUGAAAUCCAGCACUGUGUAUAUUUUCAGGAAUGUUGCUUUGUUUUUUAUCUUUCCUUAUUUUUAUUUUUUUUUUUGGUGAUACUUAGAAGAGACCUGACAUUCCAUAAUCCACUAUGUAAUGCUCAGCUAGACUUUAAGAAUAUUUAAUUCUAAUUUACCUUUUGUUUAUGCUGGUGUUUUAUACAAUAUUUGUUCAUGUUUCAAACUGCAGCCACUGUAACUCGAUAAGUCAUUGCACUACUAAAGCUAUUGAAAAUCCUGGAAAUCUGCUAACUUUGCUUUCAUUUUCCAAACCUUCUGUACAGUUGGGAAUCCAGUCCAACAGGAAAUCCUUGGGCUUCCCAGAGGGUUCAAUGUGCUAUAAAUUCCCCCCACACACACAAACCCCACAGAUUGUUGGAUACAGUUUUUCCACACAGUAUUUGCACUGUCGGUAAUUCCCUCCUCUUAUUCCCUUCCCCGUCUGCAAUUCUGGAAAAGCUUAUUAAAAUAUUUUUAAACUUAC